AUGCCUUCAAGUAUUCCAGGUGGGUUACCUCAAACUGGUAGAGAGUUCCCAGAGAGAGGAAUAAGAGGAACUAUUCCUGGCCAAAUUGGAGACUUUCCUCAAUACUACACAAGAGAUGACAACUUCAGGAGCGUUCCGACGAGUCUUGCUAUACCCGGACAAUAUCGAGAACUUACAGGUGUUGCGCCCGGUGAUUCAAGAUUUGUGCCUUCUGUUCGAACAAGCUCUGUUCCAACUGAUGCCAGAAGUUGGCUUCCGGGAAAUCAACAGCCUACUGUUUCUGAUUCUAGAGUACCUCCUGAUUAUGUUCCACCGCGUAUGCCUUAUGAUUCAGCGAGUGGUUAUCAAAUUUCUUCCCGAGAUGCGAGAGUGUAUCCAGGAACGUUUCAGCAAACUUCAGAUGCUGUUAUUGGUCGCCCAGAUACUGCCGAUAGGUUAGUAAGUGAAGAUACUGCAUCGUCCCAAACUCAAGUUCAAACUGGAUACGAAGGCACUGCGGCAGAAGCCUCUUCUGCUGGUCGCUAUCGUGGGCUAGGUUCUCAGACUCAAGUGCAAGGUGGUUACUCAGGUAAUGGAUCAUUUUCUGCUCAAGCACAGUCUGGAUUUACAGGAGGUGUGACACAAAGUCAAGUAAGAGGUGGAAGGCAGGGUGGUCUAUCUGGCUCAAGUGCUCAAGUUGAAAGAGUAGGUUCCGCUCAGAGCCAGGUUCAGGUAGGUCAACCAAGUGGCGCAGCAAGCAGUAGUGCUCAAGGAAGGUUUUCUGGCGGCACGACACAAGUGCAAGCUCAGAGUGGUGGAACAGGUGGUAGCGCAGGGGCACAAGCGCAAUCAAGUGGAUUAAGUAGCAGCCAAGCUCAAGUUAAUGUAGGAGGUGGGGAAGCCACUCAAGAAAGCGGCUUUCAAGGAACAGUAUCAGCUUCUUCUCACGGAGGCUAUUCAUCUGGGCAGUCACAAACACAACUUCAAGGCGGAUUCGAUUCCGGCAGAACGUACGUUGCAACAGCUCAAGGUGGCUUUGAUUCAAAUUUAAUAUUUCAAGGAUCAGUGCCUCAACCUGGAUCAAUCCCCAGUUUUCCUCUUCGAGUAGGUGGUACCGAAAGUUCAGCAGCUCCAGGCUUUGUUUCAGGACAAAGAGAAUCAACAGUUAAUGGUUCUGUAACAGGCAUUUCAAGACCAUUAGAAACAGGUAUUUCGAGACAAUCAGAAAUACGUACUUCAAGAACACAAGAAACAGGGCAAGUCGGAACACAACAAGGUUUGUUGCCACCCUCAGAAAUGUUUCCUUACCCGUCUGGCUACGUACCUGCAGGAGGAAGAAGAGAUUCAUAUUUACCUGGAAGAACUAGUGAAACUGAUAGAUCUGGCGUAUUGAGUCGACCCGAUAUUCCACAGGGUCGGUUGUCUGGUAGUUCAAUCCCUUCUCAUUUAACAAAUUUGCAAAAACCAGGUGUAUUACAACCCGGGAUUCCAAUGACAGAUUCAAGGCAAUUAGGAUAUUUACCUGGUAGAAUUCAACAGCCUACUCAUGUACCAUCUUUUGCAAGGCCAGAAUAUGAAUCUCCUGUCUCACGACCUCUUUCACAAUUACCUGCAUCGCUACAAUCUGGAUAUAAGUUAGACUCAGAGCAGCGCCCUUUUCACAUACCAGGCCAAACACAGACAGAAUUACAAUCACAUUUAAUACAGCCUUUACCUCCAUUACCAUUGCAGCCGACUUCAAAAACUGACAGGACCCAAAUUCAAAGCCGUCCUAGUCUUUUGGGCCCAGGGCCAAUAUCUAGUUUACCUACUGGUACGCAACCUAGUUACCCACCUCAUGGGAUAGGUUCGGGUGGCAUCUUAAUACCGGGUUAUUUACCUGAUGGUCAUCUUCCAGGACAAGUUCCUUAUCCCAGCCAUUUGCCUGGUAUGGUGCAACCACGACAAUUUCUUCCACCUGGUUAUUUGCCUAGUGUUUCACAAGUAGACAGAGAUUUUCAACCUCCUGCGCAACCCUCACUUUUAUCGCCAGACUUUCAUCGUCAGCCUCGUCCGGAUUUAAGACAGCCAGAUGGUGUACAGCCCGGCAUUUCUCAGGUACCUGAACCACAGAUUUCUCCACCAAAGCCUUUAGAGACAUAUUUACCGGCAAGGCUGCCCGGUAUCCCUCAAAUACCUUCACUGAUACCAGAACCACAGAUUUCUCCACCAAAGCCUUUAGAGACAUAUUUACCGGCAAGGCUGCCCGGUAUCCCUCAAAUACCUUCACUGAUACCAGAACCACAGAUUUCUCCACCAAAGCCUUUAGAUGAUGAUUUAUCAGCUAGGCCACAACCUAAAAGAACGAUAACGCUUCCAGAGUCAUCAACAAGGCGAACAAUAGUUCGUCCAUCUCAAAUUCCAGGCGUUCCAGAGCCUGACGCAACAGACGAAGAAAGUUGUUGCGAGGCUUUGAAGAAUCUAAGAAGACGAUGCUGCGACAGAAGAACCGGAACACAAAAUGGAAGUUCUUGUUGUUCUUCUAAAGCAGGAAAAGGUAGACCAGUUGUCGAUAUAGAUGAUGACUUUGACAGUGUUGGCGGCGAAGAACCGUGCAAAAUUGUUAAAGCUAUUUGCUAUAUUGUUUACAAACCUGUUGGAAAAGCAAGAGUUUGCAAACCUACGAAUACAAAUGGAUGUUGA
This is a messenger RNA of Stegodyphus dumicola, 2661 nucleotides long. RefSeq lists its product as uncharacterized. Lineage: Eukaryota; Metazoa; Arthropoda; Arachnida; Araneae; Eresidae. The record is from RefSeq and is a predicted model, not a curated record.